Lactuca virosa is the source of this 297-nucleotide messenger RNA. The record is from the annotation of a GenBank genome assembly. NCBI's taxonomy places the organism in Eukaryota, Viridiplantae, Streptophyta, Magnoliopsida, Asterales, Asteraceae.
AUGUUAACAUCCGAAAUCAGGAGGAAUCACGGUUUUGUCGUAGAUGAAGAAAGAAGAUGUCGAGUGGCUCAAGAAUCUCCACACAAACCAGGGAAAAAGUGUAAAGUUUGGGAAUGGAUUGAUGAAGAACCUGAGAAUAUGAAGCCCAUUGCAGAAGAUACUCUUUCAGAUGUUGCAGAUUAUCUUAUACAAGUUUUAGAGGAUGUGGCAUCUGUUAGAGAAGAAGUGAAACAGUUGAAGGUUAUGGUUUGUGUACUGAUUCUCCUGGUCAUUGUUAAGGUUAUGUUUUGGGGUUGA